Molecule: messenger RNA, 414 nt
Organism: Aphis gossypii (cotton aphid)
Lineage: Eukaryota; Metazoa; Arthropoda; Insecta; Hemiptera; Aphididae
Exons: 4
Coding region: 1-414 (137 amino acids)
Source: RefSeq, a predicted model, not a curated record
AUGGAUAUGGAUUAUAAUACCAACGUUUAUGGAGAUUACUACAGCAUCAACGACUUAGAACCAUUAUGCACUACGAUGUCGCAACACGUCAAUAAUGCAUUGUCGGUUGAGAGUGGUUUUAUGGAGAACAAUUGGCAGGACAACCAAAAAAUACAAAUGCAGAACCAAGUUAAUAUUUGGAAUAGUAUGAUGUACAGAUACUGGAAAUUACAAAGUCAACAACAUCUGAUACCGCAUUACCGGAAUGCUUGGUUUAGACGUAUGUCAUACGAAGUCAAUCCUGCCUCACACUCCGAUACAAAUGAUGCACAAGCCUCGUAUACGAAUAUUGUUCAAUCGCAUACACUCGAUCCAUCCCACACGUUCGCCUCAUCCCUUAAAUCUACUGAAGAGUCGUUGAUGACCAAGCGAUAA